Penicillium pulvis is the source of this 1104-nucleotide messenger RNA. RefSeq lists its product as uncharacterized. The transcript has 6 exons. The coding region runs from base 1 to 1104 and encodes 367 amino acids. Lineage: Eukaryota; Fungi; Ascomycota; Eurotiomycetes; Eurotiales; Aspergillaceae. The record is from RefSeq and is a predicted model, not a curated record.
AUGGUCGCUAAACGCGGAGGCAAGAAGAGACGUUUCCCGUCGCCAGCCGCCGGGAAAAGGACGUCCAAGAAGUUACGAGCUGUCGAGCCUGGGCCAUUGAUAACAAAUGACGGCACUGCAGUCGUACCUCGAGGGACCAACUUGAAGGAUUUAGACCUUGAUGCGUCUUAUGUGGGAAAACUUCCCAAACCUGAUCAACCGUCACGUCCCGACCGACAGCAGUGGGAGUAUAUUGAAGAGGAGAUUGCAGCUGGCAAACUUCCCGCCGGGUGGAACUACGAGGAGCCCGAUAUUGAUCAGAACGAUAUCGAUGCACAGAUCAAGAGGUGCUAUGAGAGAAUCGAAGAGAAUAUCAUGCCUCAUAUUUUCAAAGACAAGAUUGAAGAAUACAAGAAACGAAGAGUGAAAAAGCAAGAACUGACCGAGGAGAAUCCUGGCCUUGGUUGGAUGGUAAUCCAACGCAUAGAGACAUUGAAAGAGAUAGACAAAUGGCUAGAGGAGGGUGGGGACAAGUCCAAGUUGCGUGGGAAUGUGCAGGCCGUCACAGAUGCCUACAAAGCUAAGAAGCUGGAAUGGACCCCAGGUCUGGUGACCUACUGGUCCAAAGGAGUCCAGGUUAGUCAGCCUAGGCCUUGGGUUAUUGAAGAAAAUGCAACAAUUGCGAUGCAUUUUGGGGGCAAUGAAGACUUUUGGGUGGAAGAGUGCCAAGCUGUAUCAGAGCAAGUCUUGCUGGGAUACACGUGGCAUGGACAGCAACAGUUUAUGAAUCCUUCGACACAUCAUGUUCAGCACAAUCUACAAAUUCGAAUUUUUGACGAUGACAACACCGAAGAACCUGGAAGAAUGGCCCUUGACCUGAACGUCAUUGACGAUAGUGGAAGUGAUUCUAUGUGCAUUUAUGAAUCGGACUACGAUGAUUUACUUAGGCUCUGUGAUACAGCCGGUCUCGACUGUGGAGCUCCAGUAGCUGGCGUGGCGUAUGUGAAACAGUUUGAUGGCAACCGAGCCCUUUGUCAUACAAGGAUCCUCUGGUUCGCUGUGUUCUUUGGAGUCACUCUCGACACGCAGUACAUGCUCCCCCAAGAAUCAACGGGCCAUGGCUAA